GCUUUCCGUUUGUUUUCUACCAGUCUGCAGUUUGAGCCAUUGCUUAGAAGUGUCUUUUUACCAGAAGAGCAGUCAUGAAGGUCGCCGUCGUUCUCGCCUGCCUGCUGGUGGCAGUCGCUGCCAAGCCCCAGUUCCGUGGAUCUCAUCUCGGAGGACUGGGCGGAUUAGGUGGUGGAUUUGGCGGAAAUGCUGGCGGAAACGCCCAGUCUGGCUCCAUCCAAGCCCAGUCGACCGGUCCUUUUGGCGGCACCAGCCAGAUCCAAAAGAGCAGCGCUAGUGCUGGAGGAUUUGCGUCUGGCCCGGGAUCGGCCUCCUUCAACAGCGCCGGUAGCACAGUCGGACAGAGCACAGGCCCGUUCGGAAACCAGCAAUUCGCCAACAACCAGGCCACCAGCAACCAGUUCGGACGCUAACCUCCAAUACGUGGAGCUUCGUGCAACGUUUCGGCGAGGACGUACGGACGUCGAAAACUGCUUCAAAUAUUUUCUCUUUUGCAAAAUCGUGGAACGUGUAGUGCUGUCAAUUAAUACAUACAUGUUCGACA
Messenger RNA from Amphibalanus amphitrite, 544 nucleotides. Its product is annotated as glycine-rich RNA-binding protein 3, mitochondrial-like. The transcript is spliced from 3 exons. Bases 75 to 413 code for a protein of 112 amino acids. The record is from RefSeq and is a predicted model, not a curated record. NCBI's taxonomy places the organism in Eukaryota, Metazoa, Arthropoda, Thecostraca, Balanomorpha, Balanidae.